Messenger RNA from Ilex paraguariensis (yerba mate), 3665 nucleotides. Lineage: Eukaryota; Viridiplantae; Streptophyta; Magnoliopsida; Aquifoliales; Aquifoliaceae. The record is from the annotation of a GenBank genome assembly.
CUGGAUAUGUUAUAUGUCUAGAGGCAUUGGUUUUGCACCGAACAUUUAGAGGAAUCACAGUGUUUCUGCCACCAUGGUUCUGGGACUGAAGAACAAAAACAGGAAAAGCCCCUCAGUUCAAGUUGAUUAUCUGAUCCAUGUUCAGGAGAUUAAGCCUUGGCCCCCAUCUCAGUCUUUAAGAACUCUUCGUUCCGCUUUAAUUCAAUGGGAACAUGGUGAAAAGAACUCAGGGUCUACUAACCACGUUGCCCCUUCACUUGGUACUGGUGCAGGUGUUGGUGAUGGAAGAAUUGAAUUCAAUGAAUCCUUUAGGCUUCCUGUGACUCUGUUAAGGGAAAUGUCCAUUAAAGGUGGUGAUGGGGACACUUUCCAGAAGAAUUGUGUUGAGUUUCAUUUGUAUGAACCUCGUAGGGAUAAGACGGUGAAAGGUCAGUUAUUGGGAACUGCCAUUGUAAACUUGGCAGACUAUGGUGUUAUUAAAGAAAGCUUGAGCAUAAGUUUCCCCAUUAACUGCAAGCGCAGUUAUAGUAAUACAGCUCAACCAGUUCUCUUCCUUAAAAUCCAGCCGGUUGAAAAGAGUCGCACUAGCUUCUCGUCGAGGGACAGCCUGAUGAGAGAAACGUUGAUGGACGGGAAUCGUAGUGAAUCUGUUUCUGCAUUGAUGAAUGAAGAAUAUGCCGAUGAAGCCGAGAUUGCAUCAUUGACCGAUGAUGAUGUUUCCUCUCACUCAUCCAUGGCCUUUUCUUCUUCAGCUAUUGAGUCAAAUGCAGGGUCACCGUAUCAAAAAGAAGAGAAUGGGUCAGAGGCAAUGAAAGAUAGCCCUGGGGAGGCGAUUUACAAGCAUGUCGUAGCUUCAAAGCAAGGGCUUGCAAAAUUGGAUGAGACGCCAGUGAAUGUAUCAUUUGGAAGUCUGAAAGAUGGUUCAUCUUGCUCAUCAUCAACAGAUUUGUCUUCCGAACUAGCAUUCUUCUCCAAGAAAAUUAGUGGUUGCCGUAUCCAAUCCUCAUCCUCAUCUAUAGAUUAUGAAGGAACUGAUAAAGAGUUGAACAGAAACACCAGAAGCAAUGACCAGGAUGAUCUGGCACAGGAUAUUCAGGAAAACGUUGCUGAUGUUGGAAAUGGAAGUAAAGGUGCUGCUCAACAGAGCAAUAGGGAGAGCAGAUCCAAUGAAUUUUCAACCAAAGUAGCCUCUCCAGAUGAAGAUACCCAGGUGGAUGAGAAGUUGGGCUCUGCAAACUCUGUUGGAUCUCAACUCAAUGGGGAGGAUGAUGGGAAAGCUUGGACUCCUAGCAUAAAAUCUGCAAGUGCUGAUUUUAUUCAAAAUGGUUCUGUAGAGGAUAAGAAAAGACAGAGACAUCAAGAGAAUGGACAAGAAAGGCGAAUCCUGGAAGAGGAAAAUCAUUAUAUAGAGGAUAAAACAUUGAGCACAUUUCCACAAGAUGAUUCCGGAAAGCAAGUCUCAUUGGCAAGUGCUGCACUUUCUGUCAGUAGGGACAAUCUCAUACCAAAGCUUGAUGUCCUAAAUGGCGACAGAUUAAAGCUUGUGAAGUCUGUUCGUUCACCAAUGGACUCAAGUAGGAGCAAUGGAUCAGUCAGGAGUAAUCCGUUCAUGGAAAAAGUGAAGGAUGUUAGUGUUCAGGAAGACACUCAGAAUAUUGCUCGAAACACAUGGAGCAAUGGCAAAAAAGAUUCUAGUUUUCAUGCAAAGGAGACAAGAAACAUCAUUUCUGACAGCAAAAUCCAGAAAUUAGAACAGAGAGUCAAGAUGCUUGAAGGAGAGUUGAGAGAAGCUGCUGCUAUCGAGGUUGGCCUUUACUCUGUGAUUGCAGAGCACGGAAGUUCUGUAAAUAAAGUUCAUGCUCCAGCAAGACGCCUGUUUAGGCUAUAUCUUCAUGCCUAUAAAGAAAAAUUCCAAUCAAGGCGAGCAAGUGUAGCUAGAAGUGCUGUUUCAGGAUUAGUUUUGGUUGCAAAAGCAUGUGGAAAUGAUGUUCCAAGAUUGACUUUCUGGCUGUCAAAUUCCAUUGUACUGAGGGCAAUUAUGAGCCAAGCCUUUGGGGAACGGCAAGCACCACUCUCUGCUGGAUCUUUUGUCAAGAGGAAUGGAGAUUGGAAUGAAAACAAAAAGAAAAAUUUUCCACUCAAAUGGGGGUGCUCUCCCAACAAGGAGACCAGAAGUGCUCUACAUGGAAGUUCUGAUGACUGGGAGGAUCCUCAUACAUUUACAAUUGCAUUGGAAAAAAUUGAAGCUUGGAUCUUCUCACGGAUCAUUGAGUCUAUAUGGUGGCAGACUCUCACACCACAUAUGCAGUCUGCAGCUGCAAAGGCAAUCCAUAGAAGCAUAAGUUCUGAUAUGAGCAAAAUCUAUCGAAGGACGUCUGGUUCAGAUGAUCAAGAGCAAGGAAACUUCUCAUUGGAGCUCUGGAAGAAGGCUUUCGGGGAGGCCUGUGAAAGGAUUUGCCCUGUUCGAGCUGGAGGACACGAGUGUGGCUGCUUGCCUGUGCUUGCUAGACUGAUAAUGGAGCAAUGUGUGAUGAGAUUGGAUAUUGCUAUGUUCAAUGCUAUCCUUCGUGAAUCUGCUGACGAGAUUCCUACAGAUCCUGUAUCCGACCCCAUUAGUGAUGCCAAGGUUCUUCCUAUUCCAGCAGGGAAAGCGAGCUUUGGGGCUGGCGCACUACUGAAAAAUGCGAUUGGGAACUGGUCGCGAUGGCUUACUGACUUAUUUGGUAUCGAGGAUGAUGACUCUCUUGAAGAUGAGGAUGGCCCUGAUAAUACUGAUGCUGAUGAGACAAAAGAAUGUGAUACAUCCUUCAAGUCUUUUCAUCUUCUCAAUGCAUUGAGUGACCUCAUGAUGCUUCCAAAGGAUAUGCUCUUAAGUAGGUCAAUCAGAAAAGAGGUGUGUCCUACAUUUGGUGCACCAUUGAUAAGGAGGGUUCUUAGCACUUUCGUGCCGGACGAAUUUUGCCCAGAUCCUAUUCCUGAAGUUGUGCUUAAAGCCUUGAAUUCGGAGGAUCCAUUUGAAGCUGAGGAAACUUCAGUUAUAAACUUCCCGUGCGCUGCUGCCCCCCUAGCUUAUCGGCCACCUUCAGGAGCUUCACUUGCAGGUAUCUUGGGAGAUAUUGGAAGCCAGACUCAACUGACGAGAAGCCGGUCUUCAGUUCUCAAGAAGUCAUAUACUAGUGAUGAUGAGCUUGAUGAAUUGGAUUCACCCUUGACUUCUAUAACGUUUGACAAGUUCCAGCCAUCACCUACUUCAACAAAAUCCAGUUGGAUAUCAAAGGAAAAUGGUAGCCGUAAUGCUGUCAGGUAUCAACUUCUUCGGGAGGUAUGGAUAAAUAGUGAGUGAUCAUAAUGGGUUUGAAGGAUUGGUUUAUUCCUAUGCAAAGAAAAAAGACUGGGGGGGUUCAUCUUUUCUUAGAAUAUUAGCCUGGAACUUGAAUAAAAAUGGCCGCUGAGAUGCAGUUAGAUAUCAAUAAUAUCCUAUUGGAGGGUAUGGAUGAAAGAGAAAUUGUAGUGUAAGAUACAUGAAGAAAGUAGAUCAGUUUUUUCCCUUUUUGCUUUGUUGUUCUUAUCAGGUGGCGUGUAGUGUUAGAGGUCGGGUGUAGUUUUGAGGUGUAAAUCUGUAAUCUCUGUCUUUCUUUCUUUUUCUUUUUUUUUUUUAACUUUUU